GCCCAUCCUGCAAGUUUUGUUCACCAGUACGAAAGAUGAAGCUAAGCCUCACUCCAAAACUCUCAACCUUCCUUAAACCCUCCCUUGCGUCUACUCCCCUCCGUCGCUCUCUUUGCUCUUCUUCACCAUCACCACCACCACCACCCAUUUCUCUAAAACCCCAAACCCCUCUCUUUCUGAGACCACCCAUUCACUCAGCCACCUCCUCAGACCUCCAGCAAUGGCAGGACUGGGCCAAAACCCUCGCUUCCUCAGUUGGGUCGACCUUCGCCAACUCAGACAACGGCCCCGACUCGACCCUUUUGCUCAGAGAGCUCAACUGGCUCGUAGACGACGCAGUUCAACAAGGAAUCGAAAAUGGUCAAAGAAAGAUUAGAUUGAGAGUGAGUCUGGAGGAGCUGUACUUGUUGUGGAAGCAGAGGAUUGAAGAGAGGAAGCCCUUUCAGUACAUUGUUGGGUGCGAGCAUUGGAGGGAGCUGGUGCUGUGUGUUCAAGAAGGGGUUUUGAUUCCGAGGCCGGAGACUGAGCUCAUUGUGGAUUUGGUGGGUGAUGUGGUGAAGGGUGAGGAGGGUUUACGAGAGGGUUUGUGGGCAGAUUUGGGGACUGGGAGUGGGGCUAUUGCUAUUGGGAUUGCCAGGGUUUUGGGGACUGGUGGUGGCAGAGUCAUUGCAACUGAUUUGAGUCCCACUGCGAUUUCGGUUGCGGGGUUUAAUGUGGAGAGGUAUGGUUUGCAGGAUGUAGUGGAGCUAAGGAAAGGAUCUUGGUUUGACCCAUUAAAGGAUGUGGAAGGUAAACUUGCGGGGUUCGUAAGUAAUCCACCGUACAUACCAAGUGACAAUAUCUCGGGGCUACAAGCUGAAGUUGGAAGACAUGAACCCAGAGUUGCACUGGAUGGCGGUGUUGAUGGCAUGGAUGAUCUCUUACAUCUUUGCAAAGGGGCUGCUUCCAUUUUGAAACCUGGUGGAUUUUUUGCUUUUGAGACAAAUGGUGAGAAGCAGUGCAAGUAUCUUGUGGAGUACAUGGAAAAUGAGGCUAGAGGCAGCUUUUGUAAUUUGAGUAUAAUUCCUGAUUUUGCGGGUAUUCAUAGAUUUGUUACCGGAUUCCAUAAAUAACUCCAGAUUCCUGUAUUGGCUUUCAAGAGUAUAAAAAGAAGUAUCCAAAAGUGUUAUCCAGUCUGCUGUCUGCACCAGUUAAAAUAGAAUGCAAUUUGAAAGAAGCUUGCAUCAUA
Molecule: messenger RNA, 1228 nt
Organism: Rosa chinensis
Lineage: Eukaryota; Viridiplantae; Streptophyta; Magnoliopsida; Rosales; Rosaceae
Product: release factor glutamine methyltransferase
Exons: 3
Coding region: 36-1112 (358 amino acids)
Biological process (GO): protein methylation
Molecular function (GO): protein methyltransferase activity
Source: RefSeq, a predicted model, not a curated record